Messenger RNA from Octodon degus (degu), 1359 nucleotides. RefSeq names its product keratin, type I cuticular Ha5. The record is from RefSeq and is a predicted model, not a curated record. Lineage: Eukaryota; Metazoa; Chordata; Mammalia; Rodentia; Octodontidae. The transcript is spliced from 7 exons. Gene Ontology annotation, molecular function: structural molecule activity. Bases 1 to 1359 code for a protein of 452 amino acids.
AUGGCUUCCAAGUGCCUCAAGGCUAGCUUCUCCUCGGGGUCCCUCAAGAGCCCUGGAGGGGCUGCCGGGGGCUCCAGCCGCGUGGCCACCAUGUACUCCAGCAGCUCCUGCAAGCUGUCCCGCGGGCCCCGCAGCUUCUCCGUGUGCCCGGCGGGGCUGGGCAGAAGCAGCUACGGGACCGCCAGCUGCCUCCCUGCUCCCUGCUUCCCCACUGGAAGCUUUGCUACCAGCUACAGCCUGGCGGGGGGCUGGUUUGGGGAGGGCGCCCUCACCGGCAGCGAGAAGGAGACCAUGCAGUCUCUGAACGACCGCCUGGCCAGCUACCUGGAGAAGGUGCGGCAGCUGGAGCGUGAGAACGCGGAGCUGGAGGGCCGCAUCCGCGAGUGGUGUGAGCAGCAGGUGCCCUACAUGCGCCCGGACUACCAGGCCUACUUCCGCACCGUUGAGGAGCUGCAGAAGAAGACCCUGUGCAGCAAGGCGGAGAACGCCCGACUGGUGGUGCAGAUCGACAACGCCAAGCUGGCCGCAGACGACUUCAGGACCAAGUACGAGACCGAGGUGUCCCUGCGGCAGCUGGUGGAGGCCGACAUCAACGGCCUGCGCCGGAUCCUGGACGACUUGACCCUGUGCAAAUCCGACCUGGAGGCGCAGGUGGAGUCGCUGAAGGAGGAGCUGCUCUGCCUCAAGAAGAACCACGAGGAGGAGGUGAACUCUCUGCGCUGCCAACUCGGUGACCGGCUCAGUGUGGAGGUAGACGCCGCCCCGCCGGUGGACCUGAACCGUGUUUUGGAUGAGAUGCGGUGCCAAUACGAAACCCUGGUGGAGAACAACCGCCGGGAGGCUGAGGACUGGUUUGACACCCAGACCGAGGAGCUGAACCAGCAGGUGGUGUCGAGCUCGGAGCAGCUGCAGAGCUGCCAGGCAGACAUCAUCGAGCUGAGACGCACGGUCAACGCGCUGGAGAUCGAGCUGCAGGCGCAGCACAGCAUGAGGGACGCUCUGGAGUCCACCCUGGCGGAGACCGAGGCCCGCUACGGCUCCCAGCUGUCCCAGAUGCAGGGCCUGAUCAGCAGCGUGGAGUCGCAGCUGGCGGAGAUCCGGGCUGACCUGGAGCGGCAGAACCAGGAGUACCAGGUGCUGCUGGACGUGCGGGCGCGGCUGGAGUGCGAGAUCAACACGUACCGGGGGCUGCUGGACAGCGAGGACUGCAAGCUCCCUUGCAACCCGUGUGCCACGGACUACUCGCCCUCCAAGGCCUGCCUGCCCUGCCUGCCGGCGGCCGCCUGCAGUCCUGUCACCGCCCGCACCACCUGCAGCCCCCACCCUGUGUGUGUGCCCUGCCCUGGGGGCCGCUUCUGA